AUGCGGGAGGCCGAGCAGGGGACCCAGCAGGAAGGGGACGGCGGCGAGGGCCGCUGCGAGCCCGGAACCCUUCCGUCCGGGAUCCCGGGCGCGGCGGACAAUCGCGACGGAGCCAUCCGCGCAGGGCAUGCCGGGAGCCGCGCCGGGGACAUGCGGGCCGGGCGGGGCUGCUGCCAGGGCCACGCACUCUUGAGCGGGGGGUGA
Rangifer tarandus platyrhynchus (Svalbard reindeer) is the source of this 204-nucleotide messenger RNA. The record is from the annotation of a GenBank genome assembly. NCBI's taxonomy places the organism in Eukaryota, Metazoa, Chordata, Mammalia, Artiodactyla, Cervidae.